AAAGACAAACCAAAUUACCAAUAGACUAGAAAUCCAAAGUAACACACAAAUCUUCCUUUCACGUGAAAAAAAAAAUCCUCCGCUCCAGUCGACAAAAAUAUCCAAAACAACAAGAGGAUACAACCCACAAUUGGAUCGACAAAUUCAUCGAAUUCAGUAAGAGCCUGUUGAAUUUCAUGUUCAAUUAAAAAGAUUGAAAAUCCAUGGAUUCAGUAGCCGUAGCCGGAUCGCCCGACCCGACCGACGGCGAGGUUCCAUCAUCGACCACUCCAGGCGGAGGAAAAUCGGCGGAGACCGGGUCAACGGCUGUGCCGCCGAGCCGGUACGAGUCACAAAAGCGACGAGACUGGAACACGUUCUUACAGUACUCGAGGAACCAAAAGCCGCCGCUGAAGCCGUCACGCUGCAGCGGAGCGCACGUGCUCGAGUUCCUCAGGUACCUUGACCAGUUCGGCAAAACGAAGGUGCACUUGACGGGGUGCCUGUUCUUCGGGAACCCGAACCCGCCCUCCCCGUGCACGUGCCCGUUGAGGCAGGCGUGGGGGAGCCUCGACGCGGUCGUCGAACGGCUAAGAGCCGCUUACGAAGAGAACGGGGGGCAGCCCGAGUCGAACCCGUUCAGGGCGACGGCGGUUCGGUUUUAUUUGAGGGAGGUUAGGGAUGAUCAGGCCAAGGCGAGAGGGAUACCGUAUAAUCAGAAGCGGAAAAGGGCAACGGCGGCGGAAAAUGUGUCGGUGGGUGGUAGCAGUAGCGGUGGUGCUCCUGAUGUGGCGGCUACUGUUGCUCCUGCAACUAAAACAGUUGGAGAUGAAGGAAAGGAUCAACGUAAAGAGAAAUCAUCUGGUGGACUCUUUUCAUCAGUCUUCCGAACACCUGAUAAACUGAAUAAAUCCACGCCAGAUCCGAAGUCAAGGGGAGAGGAAGAUUCGGAAUGUUUGCAAUUGCAUGUGGACAAUUAUUCUGAUUCUGAUACCACAAUAUUCCGAAGUACCAAAAAAAUAAAAAAUUAUUCUGAUGUCACAAUUAGCAUAUCUGACCAUCUGAGGAAUUGGUCCGGUUGGUCCAGAAGGACAAAAGGUGUGUUGUCCAUGGAGGAAUUGGUCCCGUUGAACAAAAUGGGAGAGGUAGUCACACUAGGACAGAAGUUAUCUCCAGAAGACAAGGACUCCUUGACAAAAGUGACAGAUGGACUCUCACACUCAUGUGAAAAGGAAGUCUUGGAGGAGAUCUUGUUUGUAGCGAAAGAAUUGGAGGGAACUCCUUCAGACCAACGAGAAUUAGAAGAAUUGAACUGUGAUAAAAAAAAAAAAAAAAGUGAUCCGUUGGAAGUUCCUCCAACAAUCUGUCACCACUUUUCUAUUCUCCAAGAGCUAGAUUUGUCAUAUACUGAGAUAAACUCUUUGCCACAAUCCAUUUCAAGAUUAGUAGCACUCCAAAAAUUGUUCUUGAGAAGCUGCGAGCUUCUAAUGGAACUGCCACCUGAAAUUGGAGAACUCACGAAUCUUGAGGUGCUUGAUCUUGAAGGGACUGAAAUUCUGUGUCUUCCAAAGGAGAUAGCCAAACUGUUUAAUUUGACGUGCUUGAAAGUGUCAUUCUAUGGAUAUGCAAAUCAGACAGUAAUUCCAAGGAGGGUCUUGUCAAAUCUCUCACGCUUGAAGGAGUUAAUCAUUGACGUUACUCCGAAUGGAGAGUGGUGGGAUGUUGAAGCAGAAACUAUUAUAGACGAUAUGCGUAGCUUAAAAGAGUUGACAACCCUGAAAUUGUCUUUACCCACUGCUGAACUAUUGAGAAACCUCGCAAUAUUUCGAUGUUUAGCGAACUUCAGAUUUACAGUUGGCCGUCACGCAGAGCGCUUCAUUUCCCGUUUACCCCAAGAUGUUGAAGAGGAAUUCAAUAAUUGGGAGAAACUGAAGAAAGGCUUGAAGUAUAUAAAUGGAAGUCACGUACCAAAUGAAGUUACCGAGGUAUUCAGACAUGCAAAUGCUUUUUUUCUACAGCGCCAUUGGACAUCUAACAGCCUAUCCGAGUUUGGGCAUGAAAAUAUGAAUGAAGUGAAGUUUUGCUUGGUGAUGGAAUGUAAUGAGUUUCGGACCGUCAUUGAUUCUGAACAGUUUCAUCAAGGAAAAGAUGGUAUGAGUGAAUCCGAAGAUUUCCAAGAUUUUGAUGAAGCAAUUGUGCUUGGAUCACUGGAGAAAUUGAUUAUUCGCUACAUGAAGAAUAUGGAGAGCGUUUGGAAAGGGCCAGUUGGAAAAGGGUCUUUGUCCAAUCUAAAGUCCUUGGCUUUGCAUACAUGCCCCAAUUUGACUACCCUUUUCACAAUCGACAUGUUUAGGAAUCUCUUAAACUUGGAAGAACUGAUUGUCGAAGAUUGCCCAAAAAUCGACAGCCUUGUUAGUCUCAAAAGUUCCGACUCAGAAUCUGGCCUUUUUCUCCCGAACUUGAAGAAUAUUUCACUUCUAGAGCUACCAGAACUGGUCAGCAUCUCCAGUGGCUUAUGCAUCGCUCCAAAUUUAGAGAGGAUGGUAAUCUUUUAUUGCCCAAAGCUCGAAAAGCUUUCUACCAUGGAUGUCUCCAGUACAAAAUUGAAGGUAAUUAAAGGAGAGAAAGAAUGGUGGGACGCAUUAAAGUGGUAUGAAUCGGAUCUGAGCACGGAACAUGAAGAUUAUUUGGCUCGUCUUUUUAUCCCUUUGAGAAGGGAUGGGAAUCUGAUGGGUCAAUUAACAAAAGACUAGAUUGCUGCACAUGGUCAGGGUAAAGUUGGAAGCUACGAAUGACCUGCCUAAGCCACCAUUGAAUGGUAUCUUCACAUGCUUGUUGGUAUGUGCGUAGCGGGGAUAAACCAACGCAUACUUGCAGGUUGAAUAUCUUUUCACCCACAAGCAAUCUGUGCAAUCUGAAAACUGAUGGGUCCUGCUGAUUUUUCAAUGGUUUAGAACUGCUGAUUAAGGCGGGUUAGGUGGUUGGCAAAUUUCAAAAGAAAAAAGAUGAUUUGAAAUAAGAUAGCGAAAAAUGAGGGUAAAUGAUUAACAAGGUCAUUUAAACAACAGCAACGAACAAUUUUUUAGAUCAUUGAAUGUUAGAGAGCAAUUUUAAUAGCAAUGUGCAUGGUAUUUUUAAACACAAUUUGUAGCUGGUUGCAGUCUAAGUUCAUUACGGGUUAAGAAGAUUUCAAAGUGUUUGCCAAAAGCUUUUUGUUUGUUCUUGUUCUCUUCAUUUCAUGAUUGUUCUGCCACAUUUGGAUACUGCAAGAACAAAUGUAGCAUCUGACUUAACCCUCUGCCUCUGAGGUAUCAGGGCAGAUGAUGCAUCCAGCUAAAUACCCUCUUUUCUUGUCACAAUCGUCGUAAAUAAUUGGCCAAAUUUAGGCUGCAAAUACAUUUC
Rhododendron vialii is the source of this 3381-nucleotide messenger RNA. RefSeq names its product disease resistance protein At4g27190-like. Bases 204 to 2732 code for a protein of 842 amino acids. The record is from RefSeq and is a predicted model, not a curated record. Gene Ontology annotation, biological process: mRNA transcription; response to light stimulus. Lineage: Eukaryota; Viridiplantae; Streptophyta; Magnoliopsida; Ericales; Ericaceae. Gene Ontology annotation, cellular component: nucleus. The transcript has 4 exons.